CUACGUGUCAGCCUGUCAGAGCAGCCGUCUUCGUUUUCGUUUCUCGUUUGCCGACGGACUAGCUUUCCUGUUGGCUUUUUUUCGCUAUCGAUAGUCUUGUGAAAAGUCUACUGCCCGUGGAACGAAAAAUCCUCGGGUGCGAUAAAAUGCAUAUCUGGUGACUGUUGUGAGAAUUAUUCGCAUUACUGAGUGAAAAAGAAAACAUAUUUGCGGUGGCCGCAGUCCGGUGUGAAGCGAAGGAGGAGAAAAAAACGAGAUAAAAUGAAUCGUUCAUCCAAGAUAAACUAUCGAAAGACAGCCGGCUAUUCGAGUCUCAUUACGUUCGCCGUGCUGCUGCUGGCCUGGCUGUGCGGAUUCUCCAGCCGUCUGUUUGCCGUUAUCCGGUUCGAAAGCAUCAUUCAUGAGUUCGAUCCUUGGUUUAACUACCGUGCCACCGCACACAUGGUGGAGAAUGGUUUCUACAAGUUCCUGAACUGGUUCGACGAAUCGGCCUGGUAUCCGUUGGGUCGUAUCGUCGGCGGAACUGUUUACCCAGGGUUGAUGAUUACCUCCGGUGGGAUUCACUGGUUGCUGCACAUGUUGAACAUUCCGGUACAUAUUCGGGACAUCUGUGUCUUUCUGGCACCGAUAUUCAGUGGACUGACAGCUAUUUCCACGUAUCUGCUGACCAAGGAGCUGUGGUCUGCCGGUGCUGGGCUGUUUGCGGCUAGCUUUAUUGCGAUUGUUCCUGGAUACAUUAGCCGAUCGGUGGCUGGUUCGUACGAUAAUGAGGGUAUUGCUAUCUUUGCCCUUCAAUUUACCUACUUUCUGUGGGUAAAAGCGGUUAAAACUGGCAGUGUUUACUGGGCGGUUUGUUCUGCCCUAUCUUACUUCUACAUGGUGUCGGCCUGGGGCGGCUAUGUUUUUAUUAUCAACUUGAUUCCGCUGCACGUUUUUGUGCUGCUCGUUAUGGGUCGUUAUUCACCUAAACUGUUCACCUCGUAUACCACUUUUUACAUUCUUGGGUUAAUUUUAUCCAUGCAAAUUCCUUUCGUUGGGUUCCAACCGAUUCGUACCAGUGAACACAUGGCCGCCUCUGGCGUAUUUUUACUUCUGUUCGCUGUUGCUGCCCUCAAGCAUUUGCAGACAGUACUAUCGAAGCAGGAAUUCAAGAAAUUGUUUAUUAUUGGUGGUUUGGCUGCCGCAGGGCUUGUGUUUACCGGUGUCGUUCUACUGACGGUGCUGGGUGUGAUUGCACCCUGGAGCGGACGAUUCUACUCGCUGUGGGAUACGGGUUAUGCAAAAAUUCACAUUCCGAUUAUCGCCUCCGUAUCGGAACAUCAACCUACAACUUGGUUCUCGUUCUUUUUCGACCUGCACAUUCUGGUUUGCACGUUCCCCGUCGGUCUCUGGUACUGCAUCAAAAAGAUCAACGACGAACGGGUCUUCGUGAUCCUUUACGCCCUCAGUGCGGUCUACUUUGCCGGUGUGAUGGUCCGACUGAUGUUGACGUUGACGCCCGUCGUAUGCAUUCUGGCUGGUGUUGCAUUUUCUGGUUUGCUCGAAGUGUUCUUGAAGGAGGAUGCUAACCCGAACAACAAGGAUGGAAAUGAUUCCGAACAGGAUGAAACUGUUGGCGGUGAGAAGAAGCAACUUUAUGACAAGGCAGGAAAGAUGAAGCACCGUAAGCAUGACAGCUCAUCGCAUGCAGCUCACGGUGAGCAGAGCGUCGGAAUGGGAUCCAAUGUCAAGAGUAUCAUAAUUGUUACCGUACUGAUGCUGUUAAUGAUGUUUGCCGUACACUGCACCUGGGUCACAUCGAACGCGUAUAGCAGUCCGUCCAUUGUACUGGCAUUCUACAACAGCAACGACGGCACACGCAACAUCUUGGACGACUUCCGUGAGGCAUACUACUGGCUGUGGCAGAACACUGCUCCGGAUGCGCGCGUCAUGUCCUGGUGGGACUAUGGGUACCAGAUAGCGGGUAUGGCAAAUCGGACCACUCUGGUGGAUAACAAUACGUGGAACAACAGUCACAUUGCACUGGUCGGGAAGGCAAUGUCCUCACCGGAGGAUAAGGCGUACGAGAUCAUGACUUCGCUGGAUGUUGACUACGUGCUGGUUAUUUUCGGAGGCGUCAUUGGCUACAGCGGAGACGACAUCAACAAAUUCCUCUGGAUGGUGAGGAUAGCCGAAGGGGAACACCCGAAGGAUAUCCGCGAGAGUGAUUACUUCACCGAUCGGGGCGAGUUUAGGAUCGAUGCUGAGGGAGCUCCAGCCCUACUGAACUGUCUGAUGUAUAAACUAAGUUACUACAAGUUUGGUGAGCUGAAGCUGGAUUACAGAGGUCCCGCUGGCUAUGACCGUACCCGAAACGCCGUCAUCGGAAACAAGGACUUCGAGCUUACAUAUCUGGAGGAGGCGUACACUAGCGAGCACUGGCUGGUGCGCAUCUAUCGGGUGAAAAAACCACACGAAUUCAAUCGACCGACCGUCAAGCCGGACGAUCGAAUUGUGCCGGCCGGUGACUUUGUAUCCCGCAAGACCUCCAAGAGAAGGAAAGGUCUGAUCAAGAAUCGCCCCGUCGUAGUAAAGGGCAAACGGAAUAAAUAGGUUGAGCUGUUGAACUAAAGAACAUCUACCGAGAGAGUGGUGACAGUAGAGGGAAUGUGUCUCUGUCGGUGUCUCUUAACAGUGUAUCGUAGAGUUUUCUCAAUCUGUAAAAUUUGUUUCAACUGCAUCAGUUUCUAGCAAUGUUUCCUCUUUAAAUACAGGCUAGUUUAAUGGACAUUUUUAUCUUGUUUUGACUUUGAAAAGUUGUGGUAGGAAAUGAAGCUACACCUCAAUCGAAUUACAUUAGAUUGUCGAUACUACGCUAGACUUGAGGAACCGCUUUCGUUAAUUUGUUAGCCAUUCUCGCGUCUCUCGUAUCUUUUCUGAUCUUGUGUAGUAAUUAUUAUCGUAAGUUUAGAAGCUCACAACCUACCGAAUGAAGGCUGUUUAUGAAAACUGUAUGUGUGUGUCAAGAAAAUGCAAUUAUUAUUUGCUAGUUUACAUCAGUUCGGGUUUCCGUUUCCAUCAUACAAUAAAAUACAUGCAUCUGUAUCACGGAUAUCGACUCCGCCGCCUCCGUGCGAGAGGGAAAUGUCAAACCAGACUUGUAGCACCAGAGUCACUUGUGGAGAGAUGAGCAAAGCGCGCGUAGGAUAAAUUACAGUUUCAAUGAAUAAACAAAUAAAAUAAAAUUCUGAAAAUAA
Wyeomyia smithii (pitcher-plant mosquito) is the source of this 3236-nucleotide messenger RNA. RefSeq names its product dolichyl-diphosphooligosaccharide--protein glycosyltransferase subunit STT3B (gene Stt3B). The transcript has 5 exons. The record is from RefSeq and is a predicted model, not a curated record. Bases 262 to 2592 code for a protein of 776 amino acids. Gene Ontology annotation, cellular component: membrane. NCBI's taxonomy places the organism in Eukaryota, Metazoa, Arthropoda, Insecta, Diptera, Culicidae. Gene Ontology annotation, molecular function: dolichyl-diphosphooligosaccharide-protein glycotransferase activity. Gene Ontology annotation, biological process: post-translational protein modification.